Symbiodinium necroappetens is the source of this 654-nucleotide messenger RNA. The record is from the annotation of a GenBank genome assembly. NCBI's taxonomy places the organism in Eukaryota, Dinophyceae, Suessiales, Symbiodiniaceae.
AUGGAGAGCUCCCCUUUGUGCAGAGGGCUUCCGGUGUGGUUGCAUCUGCUGAUCAGGGAGUUUUUCUCGUGGGCUUUGGAUGAUGCUGAUUAUGUCAGCCGGAGCCACCAGCGGCGAAACUUGGAUGUUCUUUUGUGCUACGAGGGCCUUGGAAAGGCGGGCUUGCGAACAAUGGCCCUGGAGAGCUCUUUCGCCACUUAUCAAGAUAAAGUGAUCUGUGUUGGCUAUGUGCUGCGACUACGCCCUGGAGGCGAGGGUUUCUGGAGCCUCGGCAGGGCGAUGUCUCCUGUGAGGUACUUGAACCGUGCAACGACGGCUCGCUCUUGUGGAAGCCGUGACGAAUUCGACGAGGUUGGACAGCUUGUGGAAAUGGAAAAGAACGCCGAGCCGGAGCAGUUGCUGGAAUCGGCAGAGCAUACGGUUCGAAGAGUGGUAUCGUUGCUGAUUGCCCUGGUCUCUCGGCAAAAGAACACUUGGGUCCUAUUUGACAAGGAUGAUCGUUUCAGGUUGGAUGUGACGGCACAAAGGCCAACGGAUGUUCGUGGCUGGAAGCUGGCAGUGACAAGCUUUCAAGCAUUGCAGGUGAACCAGUUUCUUCGACCGGGGGCUCCGGGCGGCGAUGCCGAGGCAGGGGCCCCAGAGCUUAGAUUGUAG